GUCGUACACACAGUGAACGUUCAUGAAAUGAAUCCUUGUGUUUUAUCAAAAGGCGUAAGCAGCGAUUUCUUCACAUCCCGAAAUGUGGUUAGUUUCAGCCAAAACAAGAUCUCCUGAAGUCCAAGAUGACUGAUAGGGGUUCGAGGCGGUCCAGGACUCUGUCUGAUUGUCAGAAUGCUGAAAGAGAGACGAAGAAAUUGUCGUCUCGGAGCCAGUCUGCUGACUACUGGGCCGGGGAGAGUGACCGCGACGCGCCGCCAUCGCCCCACGGUGGAGGGGCAAUGCAGAUCCAAACACCGGCUGGAUUUCGCCAUCUUGGAGGCAUCACAAAUGAAACAGUUUCUACCAUCCAAGCAGCCGAAAGGGAACUUUUUACUGACCUAUCGCGUGCUCAAGCUUUUGACGACACAGAUGCAGCCUUCGCAAUCUUUGAAGGACGACAAAAUAAUGGGAAGGUUCGGAUAAAUGUUGCGCAGGAAAGAGAAAUUCUUGGUGGAGCGUACACAUUGCGUACAGUAGAAAUUAAUAAAAUUCCUGGUCAAACUCUGGGAUUUUAUAUUCGAGAGGGAGAUGGAAUUGAGAGAAGGGAAGGCAUUCACGUGUCUCGUCUGAUGCUUGGGGGAAUGGUAGAAGAAUCCGGGCUUAUACGGAUUGGUGAUGAAUUAUUAUAUGUAAAUAAUGUUGACGUCACUAAGAAAAACCUUGAUGAAGUUUACAUGAUUCUUCAGAUUCCAAUAAGGUUAUUGAUAACACUUAAAUCUCGCCAGAUCGGGAAGGGUGCAUACCGCUCAAGUUGGGGCUCCUUCACAUCGGAUAACAUAAGUCCAGGACGAUUCUCACCAGCAGCACUUGGUUUAGACUCCAAAAGGCGAUCAAUCUCAGUCGGUACGAACAGUUCACUCGGUUCAACAUCGGAUAGAAGCCCCGGCUCAUUUACUACUAACGGCAGUCACUCAAGUAUGAUGUUACAGUUUGAGGAUAAAGAGAAUCGUCAUCUCAUGAAAAGUUACAAUCAAAGAUCGUUGGACUGUAAAGGGAGUAGGGGUCCACAUUACCCAGGUACAGAUCUCCAGGAAGAGUCCGAUCAGCAAGUGCAAUCCGCUCUUGGGCCAGAGAUGGUCAGCAGUAGCAGCAGCAACAGCAGUGCAAUCGGGGGUCCUGCCUCCCCCCUGCAGGUCCCCUCCAGAGACUUCAAGAUGAGGCACCUGAGUGCGAGUGACGCACCGAUCGAAUCAGACACCCCAAAGCCGGAGAUAUUCCACCGCGCUUCUUCAUUCGAUCCAAGCACAAUGACGAUCGAGGAGGAUAAUGAUUACAUGGUCUUCGUCGACGACGAAGACUAUGACGAUCUUAGAGAGGUCCCUGGAACCGAUACGGACUCUUUUAAUAAUCUCCACGGAUUACGGAGCAGCGCUCCGUCCUAUUCUAAGCACAAGCAGAGACCUUACUCUGCUUUUAUCACAUCCGAUCGUAAGGGAUAUAGUCAAGAUGCGGACGGCAUUGGAGAUGAUUCAAAGAUGCAGGAUAAGAAGCAGUCUACAGGGAAACUGAGGCGGGCAUCUUCAUCCGAUGAUGUCAUCGCAGCAUUGGGGACAAAUGUAAAACCACGGGAAAAUGUGAAUAGACCGCAUUCGAGCUCUGAUUCUAGGACGGGGAGACCGCGCUCCGCCAUACUUGAGUUCCUUCCGAAUGCAAUGAGGCGCUCCGGAGAAGGAAAAACACGACAGCGCAAACCGGGCCAGAGUGAGAAAUCAUCCAAGUAUGACAUGUCAAAGCAGCAACAGCUGUCAAUGUUGAUGCGCAACAUGGCACAGUCGGGGAAGAUGAGCACCGGGAGUUUCUCUGGUAAGAAGACGGAAAAAGCUAGCGCAGAGGUUGCCGUUGCGGGCAGCGGCUCGUCCAAGUACGUCCCGAAACCGUCACCGGAUAAGAAAACCCGACGGAUCUCUGCGAGUAAGCCAUUAGACAUUGACGUGACGCAGUUCACCAAGUACAAGAGUGACCUGGGAUCACGUCUGCGCAACAGACAAAUGCCCUUGUCUGGGAUCCUAACAUUACAUUUGUAUGGCAGUCGGAAAAUGUCUCCCUCGUUGUCGUCAAAGAAAGAGACGCGUGAUUUAUAUUGCGUGAUGGAGGUGGAUGCUGUACACAAAGCGCAGACGGCGACGGUUUCUGGCAAAGAUGAAUACGGCUGGGAUGAAAAGUUUGAAAUUGACCUGGAGAGGGCGCAUGACUUGAGUUUACUCAUCUAUAGCUACACCGACUGGGACACUAACCGACAAAAGCUAUGCUACAAGGCCGUAGUUCGGCUCAAUCAACUUCUUAUGCAUUCCACUCGCCCGAAAGAUGAAGCGUUCCGCUUAGCUAUGCGGCUAGAGCCCCGCGGAAUCAUGUAUGCAAAAUUCUCCUUCACAGAGCGGCACGUGACGCUGAAGCGCGUCCCGUCGUUGGACCGGCGCGGGCUGUUCGGUGUGCCGCUAGAGGUAGUGGUGCGGCGGGAGAACUCCCGUACAAACAUUCCAGUGAUCGUACACAAAUGCAUUGAGGAGAUUGAGCUGCGUGGGAUAAACAUGGUGGGCGUCUAUCGUGUCUGCGGGUCAGCCAAGCGCAAGAAGAAACUUCAUGAUGAGUUUGAGAUGUCAAGUAGUUUGGUGGAUCUGUCCAGAGAGUAUUAUCCUGAUCUUAAUGUUAUAACAGGCGUAUUAAAGGAUUAUUUACGGGAGCUUCCAGAGCCGUUGUUUACCACUAAGAUGUGUCAACGCUUCAUGGAUACAUUCGGCAAUCCACCUGAAGAUCCUGGCCGUAGCGGGGAACAGCUCGUCCAAAUGAUCGAGUCACUCUCUCCACCAAACAGGGUUACUGGCGAGUACAUCCUAGAUCAUCUAAAACUCAUCAUGGUUCACUCUGAGACAAACAAGAUGAAUGCGUACAACAUCGCCGUCUGCUUCGGCCCCGUCCUGAUGAGCGCAGCUUCCUCCGGACACCCUAGCAACUGCCGAGAGGUUGCCACGGGAAAGGACGCUGAUUAUGAGAAGCAUAUUGAGGUCCUGCAGCAUAUGAUGGAGGUGUGGCCGGGAAAACGAGAUGACUUUGCAGAGAUACAGCGCCGCAUCAAAGAGCAACAGGAGCUGCUUGAAGUCGAAGAGAGGCAAGAAGAUAUUGUUGAAGAGAACAACGGCCCGUUGGACGCCCAAGAGGAGGACAGCUGUUACCAUAGCAACGACGACCUGGACGAGACGUUACAGGCGAAGGACAAAGAAGAGGAAGAGGUGAAGGAGAAACCGGAGGAGCAGCCUGAGGUGGAUUGGGAUUCGGACAACCUACAAGUGUCUCCGUGUUGAGGGAUUGCUUUGUUUUUUCGGUCCUUGGAUGGGGUUUGACCCUAUCUCUUGUCGUAGAAAAAUUUAAUGACGUUUUGUUUUUAUCGGUUAUUUUGUUGUCAUUUUGACUACAGUUGGAAUAGUCAGAGGUGAGACCUCAUGUCAUGUUUUAUUUUUGAUUUUUUGUUUGUUUUGAUUCUUUCCCCAGUUGGAAUGUUUUUGAAUUGCAAUUGAUUUGAGUUUGGGGUACGAGGGAUUACGUCCCUGGUGCCCCCCGUGAUGAUUCUAUGAUGUGGGUUGUUUGCCUGGUACUCUGCAGUUGCUGUAAAUACAAUGUAGUCCGACACUGUCUUCAGUUACUGAACUGUGUUUUAUAAAAGUUGUUUUAGUGUGGGGUUUGGAGUGUACAUGUAGAAACUAUAGAAAAAAAAUUAAAAAUUAAUGUUACAAAUGUGAAUGACUUUACUGAUUAAGACUAUGAUGACAUGUGUAUGUGUUUUAGACGUAUAAAUCUACAUGAUUUAGGUUUAACAAAAUAAUAUUUGAAAAUCUAAAUUUGGUUUUGAGUUUUAAGUCUAUCUGGAACUACUCUUUUUGUCUUUUUUCCACCUUCUUUUUCCUUUUAACACUGUGGUGACCAUCACCUACUCCAUGGCUGGUCAUGACCGAGCGGUCUUGUUGCCGGACGCUAGGCAGAAGUUAUAAAACUUCUUCACAGAGUAAAUGUACAUUAAACAUAGACUGAGCAAAUCUGGAAGUGCAACACAACCGAAACACAAAUUCUCUCUCUUCAAAUUCCAUUCUCCUGAAGACGAGCAGAGUAUACUGUUGGAGACAUUGAGACCACACCGGCUCUUCUCAGAGCCAACACUCCCACAAAAGAGAAUUACACAUGGUUGUACCUGCAAGUUUAUUGUUUAAUAAUGGUUUCGUCCUACAAAUUCUCACCAUCAUCCCUCGACUAAAAGCUGUGCUUGGGUUGGAUACAUUGUAACUUAUAUUGCAGCGGGGUAUUUUGAGCAAAAAGCUUGCUCUAAAAAAUUGAGAUGAAACAACUACUUAAAUGAUCCACCUUUAUACUGGUGAUAAAGAACCCCUAAAUGAUUUCUUAAUUUUCUAACUUAUUUCUGCCACAGGUACAUUUACUGAGAAGUGAACUGAAAUUACUAAGCAAAAUAUGAGCCAAAAGAUAUAUAUAUAUAUAUAUAUACACUUAUUGUAAGAGAAAUACAUUAACUGAAUAGAUUUAAAGGAAUAGGAUAAAACAAAAAAUAUGUAUAGAACUUUAUACCUGGCGUAAUUUUUAAAUUAACUUGCAUGAAAUCUAUUUUAAGUGUAUUCAAAAUAUGAAGACGUUCUAGUAUCUGUUAUCCUAGGUACACGCACAAUGUACAUGUCUUUUAACUUUGUUGAAUGAUGUUGUUGUCAUAACUUAACUCGUAUCUGUGAAGGUUUGCGCCAACAAAAAAAACCAAACAUACUACAGAAGAGUAUGUCUGAAAUGUGGUUAAAAUUUGUACUUAAUUCAUAAAUUAUUGAAGCUUAGCUUCGCAUAUGCUAUUAAUGUGAACUCAGACUUGGUGACUGUCACCAUGGCAAUAGUUAUACACACUGAGAAAACUACAGUUUUCUUAUUUCUAAAUUUGGGCUGAUUGCUUCUUAAAGAAUAAUAACAGGUCUGUCACUAGGGCAAAUAAACUGCGUUAUACGUAGUACCAACUUUGAAGGGAAAGUAUACCUUUGGUCUUUGGAACCGUUCGAUGGUUUGAAUCGUAUUUAUAAAAGCAGAUUCAUAAAACUAACCAGUGAAAAAUUUCGUUUCAAAAGGUGGUUGGGUUUGUGAGAUAUCGCUUAAAAUCCAGAGCGAUUUUGUCAUUGGAAUCUGAGAAACAUAUCUGACAGAAAUAAUUUUCUGAUUCAAUUUCUUUUUGUGAUAAAAUUGAUAUAUUUACCAUAAAACCACAUUACUUCAAAAUGAAAUGAUUCUCAAAAUGCUUUUUACUAUCGCGCGUCCUGUUCGUCUAGCCAAGUGAGUUUUUAUUUACCAUUAAUAUAAGGAGUGAUUA
Asterias rubens (European starfish) is the source of this 5386-nucleotide messenger RNA. RefSeq names its product rho GTPase-activating protein 100F-like. Gene Ontology annotation, biological process: signal transduction. NCBI's taxonomy places the organism in Eukaryota, Metazoa, Echinodermata, Asteroidea, Forcipulatida, Asteriidae. The transcript has 5 exons. Bases 126 to 3341 code for a protein of 1071 amino acids. Gene Ontology annotation, molecular function: protein binding. The record is from RefSeq and is a predicted model, not a curated record.